Procambarus clarkii (red swamp crayfish) is the source of this 3195-nucleotide messenger RNA. RefSeq names its product diacylglycerol kinase epsilon. The record is from RefSeq and is a predicted model, not a curated record. NCBI's taxonomy places the organism in Eukaryota, Metazoa, Arthropoda, Malacostraca, Decapoda, Cambaridae. Gene Ontology annotation, molecular function: ATP-dependent diacylglycerol kinase activity.
CGUCGUCGCUCCUCAUAUCAACAACAACAACACUGGAGCAGUCAUCAGGCGGAGAAAACCUUCACGCAAACUGCACAUAUCAUGAAGAUUUGUGCCAGCACUCACAGAGAAAUAAUAUAGUUUUGGGCUCGGCGUAAUCUUUGCAUAGUUAUAUAGUUUUCAACUACAAGACACAACAGUGAAGCAUCAGCCCUAAAGAGCGAGGCGUCUCCCCCCACAACACCACUCUUGCUGUUAUUUGGGAGAGAAAUCUUAACAAACUUCGCUCGGUGUCUUCUUUUGAUAAUUACUUACUUCACAAACUUCGUGUCAACAUAAAAACAUGGAGUGUAUCAGAUUAACUGGAUCUUUCAUAGCGAAGCUGACAUCAUUCAUCACACACAGAAUGAGUGACACAACUGAGCAAAUAGUGUUGAGCAUCAUAUUUGCCCUGACAGUCAUUGCCGUUGUGAAGCUAACCAAUAGACGGCACCACUAUGACUUGCAUGCCCGAGAUGUGAUGAAGGGUCAUCGAUGGUGUGUCACGGGCAUGUUCUCUAGGCCAUGCUACUGCAACAUAUGCGAGAAAUUGAUAAUGGUUAGUGAUGGUGCUUUCUGUGACUCGUGUGGAGUAUGUGCCAAUUCUCCAGAGUGUAUUGUUGCUGCUGACAAGACAUUGCCGUGCAAACUCAUCGCCACCAAGGCCCUUGUACACAAGCAUCACUGGAUCAGAGGUAAUCUUCCGCUUAAUGCACAUUGUAUGGUGUGUGAAAGAGACUGUGGAACUGAACCCAAGCUGAAUGACUGGUGGUGUUGCUGGUGUCACCUGUCGGCCCACGAUGCUUGUGUUCAGAGUAUGGCAGAGGUGUGUGAUUUGGGUGAACUGAAGGCCUGCAUUGUACCACCAAACUGUAUUCGAUUAAAAUUAUCAAGAAUGAGGAAAACUUUGCUGUUUAAAGAAGUUUCAAGACCAGAGGUUCCUAACUGGAGUCCUGUGAUUGUUAUCGGGAACAGAAAGUCGGGCAGUAAUGAGGCAGACAGUGUUUUGUCAUCUUUUAGAAAUUUCCUGAAUCCUGCGCAAGUAAAAGAUUUAGCAGAUCAUCCUCCUGAGGAAGCUUUGGAAUGGUGUCGUCUGCUUCCUUCUGAUGUCCAGUGUAGGGUAGUUGUUGCAGGUGGAGAUGGAACUGUGGGAUGGAUUUUUAAUGCAAUUCACAAGAUGAAAUUAAUGAAAAGUCCUCUGGUUGCUGUAUUGCCACUUGGAACAGGCAAUGAUCUCUCCCGCAUACUUGGCUUUGGUGAAGGUCACUCAAGAUAUGUGGAUAUAGUAGAAUACCUGCAAGAAGUAAACUCUGCAAAACCAGCAAAAUUGGACCGAUGGAAGGUUCAUUUUAUUUCAAACUGGAACCUUGGAAUCCGCAUACCUGCCCGGGAAUGCUUCAUGAACAACUACCUCAGUGUUGGUGUGGAUGCUCUCGUCACUCUGAACUUUGACCGUGCCCGCCAGUCACCAUUUUAUAUAUGCAGAAACCGGUUGCUAAACAAGAUGAUUUACUUCACAUUUGGGACCAAAGAUGUUUUUGAGCAUGAAUGUAAAGACUUAGACCAGAAGCUGGAUUUGUAUAUGGACCAGCAGAAAGUGGAGCUGCCCAACAUGGAGGCGGUGGUUGUUCUCAAUAUAGCAAGUUGGGGUGCUGGAGUAAGACCUUGGACCAUGGGAGCUGGAGGAGCUGAUGCACCCAAGCAAGACUUUAGUGAUGGACUAUUGGAAGUAUUUUGUCUUGCGUCAUCAUUCCAUAUUGCCCAGUUACAGCUGGGAUUAAGUGAACCUAUCAGACUUGGCCAAUGUUCUACUUUAAAGCUGUGUCUGAAAGGAAUGGCCCCAAUGCAGGUUGAUGGUGAGCCAUGGGAGCAGUACCCUGGAACCAUUGUGGUCUCUCACAGUCAUCAAGCCUCAGUUCUUCUCAGAGAGUAGUUCUUACUUCCCAGUCUAUUUUUGUGUUAAGAGUUGUUCUGUAUAUUGUGUAAUAUACCUGCAUUAUAGAUUGUACAACUUAAUGAAAGUGGUUCAUUUUAUUUUGUUCAUUGCAGUGUUCUUCAUCUGUUAAAAUACAUUUUACUUGACAUGUACUGUACUCAGUUAUGUGAUUGUCAUGAUGUUUUCAGCAAUCUAUUUGGGUAUACAGUAUAUUAACCUGAAGGUUAAUCAGGGUCGUUUCCUAUGACUUAUUCACUAGUCUUAUAAAUAUCUAGUCUGCCUCUAUAUGUUUAUUGAUACUGUCUCUUCUGGAAACCUUUCUUCCUUCCUUUAGUGCUGCCUAGUGUAGAAUCUUUCCCACAGGUCUCGACUGCAAUCAAGUGCUUACGUACAUGAAGCAGCAUUUUCUAAAGAUAACCCAUUUAUGUAUUUAUUAUUUGUUUAUUUAUUUUAUUUAUUUAUUUAUUUAAUAUAUAUAGAAGAAGAUACAUUGGGUUUAUGAGAGUACAUAGCAUUGAUGUUUAUACAUUCUUGUAAAGGCACUAACACGCAUAGCAUUUUGGGCAGGUCUUGAGGCAAUUGCUACUCACUAGAUGUAAUUACCGAGGUGUUUGCAGAAGAUCUAUAUGUAGUUGUCCCUCAAAUACCAUAGGGAAUAGGUAUCAAAAUAAUAAAUAAAAUAAUAUCAACCUCUUUGCCCCACUGAGUUGAGUUUCCUCAAAUGCUCCCUAAGCCAAAGCCUUAUGGUGCACCACGAAUAUAUCACUAUUUUAGCCUCUCGGUGACCUCACGCUCUAGCCUGACAACAAUCUUGGCAAGGAAAAUUGAGAAAGGGAAUGAAUAGCUAAUCUAACUAAGGCCCCCACCAGGGGACCAGGUCAUUGUAAUGCAAAACCAAAUCAUGCCCUCAAUACCCCACACAAGUACUACAGUAUUUAGAAAAUGGGAGAAAUGCCAGUUAAUUCCCUUUGAACUACUGUUGUAAACUACACUACACUCCACCACCACCAGGAGCAGCAACCUACACAACAGCUGCUCAGCCAUGGGAGCCGGCUACAUCACCUUGCUCUUAAUGUCUUGUGUUGUUACUCCUGGGCUCUGUAAUGGCCAAUAAAAUAUGUGUUUGCCUGCUCUAUUCCCUUGAGACUGUUGUCUCAGAGCAAGAGAUUUCUCUGUGAAUUAUGGUUCACUCCAUGACAUGUAGUUUAUUGUGUACUGUUUAUUAAAGAUAUCCUCAACAA